AUGUUUGUGUACCUCUCGCAUCAUGCUCAGUGCUCCUGGAUGGAGAUGAAUCAGUUCAUUGGUGACCUCCUCUCAUCUGGAAACCCUUCCAAAAAUCAGCCAGAUGUGCUGAACGCAGCAUGGGGAGGGGCUGCUGCUUCUCUGGGUCUCAAACCUACUUCACUUGAACCCCUGGAGCCGCCUCGAGCUGCCCAUAACAAGGGAGGGACAGCCCCGGGCCGGCCGGCCCAUCCUGGGGCCGCACAGGGGACCGGCGAGGCCAGAGAAAGAGGACAAGAUGUGCAUCACGCCUGCUCUUGCCCCGGAUGUCCGUCCUCCAGUCUCCCUCCAUCUUUUGAAACUUUACUGCCCAGACCGUCUUUGCCCUCGUCGGCACAGUCUAAGGCAGCGUGUCGGCCCAAAGACCUGAGCCGCGGCGUGUGUUCGCCAGACACCACCGUACCCAGCAGCAGCACAUCUGAGCCGGGGUCCAGGCCGCCCCGGUCACCACGCAGCGAGGCCACAGACAGGGGGACGCAAAGCCGAGAUCAAAACCCCGACGCUCUCUCCUCCAGAGCGUCCUCCAGCUCUGUGUCCCACCUGCCCGUCUUUCCCUGCUUCUGUUGCCACCGUGGUCUACAGACCUGUUCCCAGCUGCUGAGCCACCAGGAGGGUGCGGGCUCUCCUUUUUCUCACACCCAUGCGCACCAUCAUUUUCAUCACCACCACUGCCCGUUGACGUCCUGCCUGGCCUGUCCUCAGCUGGCCCGCUCUGCCCAGCUCUCCGGCCCUCUGCCCUGUCUGUCCUGCCAGUGUCCGCUGCCCGCCUGCUCCCAGACGUGCGGGGGCCAGCGCCGGCCGGCCCAGCGGCCGGAGGAGCGGGGGCAGCACCCCUGCAUGCACUGCCCGGCCUCUUUCCCCCGGCCGUCGCAGCUGCUGCAGCACCAGCGGUCAGAGCACGCCCACAAGCCGCCGGGCUUCCUCUGCACGCAGUGCGGCCGCGCCUUCAACUCCCACAGCAACCUCCGCAUCCACCUCAACGUGCACACGGGCGCCCGCCCUUACUCCUGCUCCGACUGCGGGAGGAGUUUCAGCCAGUCCGGAGCUCUGAAGAUCCACCGGCGGAUCCACACGGGCGAGCGGCCGUACACCUGCGGCUUCUGCGGCCGAGGGUUCCCUCACCUCGCCGGCGUCCGCGCCCACCAGAGGACCCACACGGGAGAGAAGCCCUACCGCUGCAGCCAGUGUGGGAAGUGCUUCACCCAGUCGGGAGCUCUCAAGAUCCACACCCGCAUCCACACGGGGGAGAGGCCCUUCAUCUGCAGCCUCUGCGGGAAGGGCUUUUCCAACCGCUCCGGCAUCCGCUUCCACUACCGCACGGUCCACGGGCUGGCCCCUGAACACACCGGCCGGCCCGGGGCCGAGGGCUGCUCGCCGGGCCGGCCAAGAACCGCUGUUGGAGUUGUUGCACACAACAGCCCAGACAGCAACUCGAAUUGUGCGGUCUCCUCCGGUCUGACUGCUGGCCAUGGUAGCUCGGCGCAGCUGGGAGGAAAUGGGAACACGUCCCGGGCAGCAGGAGCAGGCAGCCAGAGAGAGGGGCUUCUGUACGCCUGUGAGGACUGUGGCCGGCGUUUUAAAGACGCUCCGUCCAGGAACAGACACCAGACACUGGAGCACUACUCCCAGGAAGACAGGGAGGAGGAAGAGAUGGAGGAUGAAGAGUUGGAGGAGGAAGAUGUAGAGGAAGAAGGGGAGGGACAGAGGAAAGACUUCAGUCCGAUAGAGAGGGUUCACGAUCACAGCGAAUAA
Messenger RNA from Menidia menidia (Atlantic silverside), 1791 nucleotides. NCBI's taxonomy places the organism in Eukaryota, Metazoa, Chordata, Actinopteri, Atheriniformes, Atherinopsidae. The record is from the annotation of a GenBank genome assembly.